Saprolegnia parasitica CBS 223.65 is the source of this 2128-nucleotide messenger RNA. RefSeq lists its product as hypothetical. The transcript is spliced from 3 exons. The coding region runs from base 53 to 2068 and encodes 671 amino acids. The record is from RefSeq and is a predicted model, not a curated record. NCBI's taxonomy places the organism in Eukaryota, Oomycota, Saprolegniomycetes, Saprolegniales, Saprolegniaceae.
GCACCUUCCAUUGAAGACUCGCCGAGGGGACGGACCGCGGGGCGUACGAAGCAUGAACAACAUGAACGGUAUGAACAUGAACCCGAUGGGCGGCGGCAUGAACAUGAACUCGAUGGGCGGCAUGAACCCCAACAUGGCCGGCUCGAUGAACCCGAACAUGGGCCACCACGGCGGCAUGAUGAACCCGUCCAGCAUGCACCACAUGCCCGGCAUGGCGAACGGCGGCAUGCCCAUGAACAUGGGCAUGGGCAUGGGCAUGCCCGGCAGCAACGGCGGCAACGGCGGCGGCAACCCCUCUGCCAUGAACCCGAUGGGCAUGCCCGGCAUGGGCGGCCACAUGCCGUCGCACCACGGCCAGCCCCAUGGCCACCACAUGAUGGGCAUGAACGGCAUGCCCCAGAUGCAGCAGAUGAGCCACGGCAUGAACAUGGGUAUGCACAUGGGCCAAGGUGGUGCGAACGCGCCCAACAUGACCUCGUCGUACGCGAUGCCGCCAUCGAACGCGUCGUACCCGCCGCCGUCGGCCGCGCCGCCAUCGAACGGCCAGAGCAUCGCCAACAUGGAGUGGCGCGCGCAGUUUACGAGGGAACACCGGACCAACUUGAUCGCCAAGAUGUACAACGAAAUGGUCCGCGUCUCGACGGACCCGCCAGGCAUUGCGCUCUGGAUCAACGUUGCAUGGUUUGAGCUCAAGCUGUACAAGGAGUGCCAAACCCAGGAGGACUACAUCAACAAGAUCCUCAAGCGCCUCCAGCACCUCAAGACGCAGGCGGGCGACAUGAACCCGAUGGGCCACAACAUGAUGCCGGGCCAUGGCAUGCCGGGCCGCGACGCCAAUGGCAUGUACAUGCAGCAGCCGCCGUACGGCCAGUCGCCGGGCCUCAACAUCAACACGUCGAAUGGGCCGUCGUUUCCCAACACGUCGGGCUCCAACAGCGGCGGCCCGAGCUCGGCCAACACGCCCAAGCACACACAACCAGGCGCCAACAACAAUAACGGCCCCAACAACAAUAUCGCCAACAGCAACAACAACAACAAUGGCCCGAACAAGGGGCCUGGCGGCAAGCAGCCGCUCAACCCGCAGCAGCAACAGCAGCAGCAGCAGCAGCAGCAGCAGCAAGGUGGUCUCAACCAAGGCAACAAGCCGCCGCACAUGAUGCCGCCGUCGCAGCAAAAUCAACAGCCCAACAAGAUGGGCAACAGCAACCCGUCACCGCAGCCGAACGAGCAGUCGUUCAUGGCGCAGAUGGCCGGCGGCCCGCCCGCCAAUACCAACCCGGCCGAGUACUGGCGACAGCACGCGCAACUCAAGGCCAAGUACCUCGCCGAUGUCAACACGGUCCACAACGCGUUUCGCAAGUACGUCGAGCACAUGAAGGACCAGAACGAGAGCGAGCAAAAGAAGAAGCUCACGUACCUUCUCGGAUAUGUGCAGCUGUGUGCGUCGAUUCUCUCGGAAGACGCGUCGUCGGCGCCGGCGCGUCACCUGGACGAGCUCGAGAAGGUCAACAAGUACGUCAUCAAGAUCGUGCGCCCGUAUUUGAAGAAGCUCAAGAGCGAGAAGGACAAGCGCAACUCUGCGUCCAACACGCCUCAGAACCAAAUGCCGCCGUCGCACAAUGGUGGCGGCAUGGCCGGCAACCCGCAAGCGAUGAGCUUUGAGAUGAUGAUGCGCAACUCGAUGUCGGGCGCACCCUCCUCGGCAUCCAACGGCGGCAGCAACAACCUCUACCAGCAGAUGAUGGCCAAGAACAGCUCGAUGAUGAUGGACGAUUACGGCAUGGGCAUGCCCGGCAGCAACGGCGGCAACAGUUACGGCAACCAAUAUGGCGCCAACCCCAACAUGGGCGGCGGCUUUAACAUGGCGGCGUACGGCAGCGGCAUGAGCGGCAACGACGGCAACGACAUGAUGGGCAGCAACUCGAUGGACUCGAACCUCCUCGACUUUGACAAUGGCCUCGGCAUGGGCAUGGCCGAUGGCAACAGCAACGGCAACGGCAACGGCUCCAACAGCUCCAACGACGACGGCGGCGACGGGGACCUCAUGAAUAUGGUUGAAGCGCUGUAAGGACCGAGUGUGUAGUUUAUAUAAAGUUUCAGUUUAAAAUGCGACAAGUGUGGUGUCCUA